GCCGUACACGCCAUCCAAGAUGGCGGCGCCCACAUGACGGCCCAUGUGGCUCUUCCGGUUAGAGAGGACUGGAGGUUGUUGAAGACUGCUGCCUGGUUUUCCGGGUGUCGGGAUCAUGGCCGGUCGGAAUAACAACAAGUUGCCCAGCAAUCUGCCGCAGCUGCAGAAUUUGAUUAAGCGGGACCCGCCUGCAUACACCGAGGAGUUUCUUCAGCAGUAUCGCCAUUAUCAGUCUAAUGUGGAGAUAUUCAAACUGCAGCCAAAUAAGCCCAGCAAAAAAUUGGCUGAACUGGUGAUGUUCUUGGCACAGGUUGGCCAUUGCUACCCUAAACGUCUUGCAGACUUUCCACAGCAACUGAAGGAACUGCUCUCAUACAAUCACACGAUCUUAGAUCCAGAUCUUCGGAUGACCUUCUGCAAAGCACUGAUCCUGUUGCGAAACAAGAACCUAAUUAAUCCCACCAGCUUGCUGGAACUCUUCUUUGAACUUCUCCGCUGCCAUGACAAAUUUUUACGAAAAACCUUGUACACCCACAUUGUGACUGAUAUAAAAAAUGUAAAUGCAAAACACAAGAACAACAAAAUGAACACGACACUCCAGAGCUUUAUGUACACGAUGCUACGAGACAGCAACCCUACUGCAGCCAAACUAUCGCUGGAUGUGAUGAUAGAGCUCUACGGAAGGAAUAUCUGGAAUGAUGCCAAAACAGUGAAUGUCAUCACCACAGCCUGCUUUUCGAAAGUCACAAAGAUACAAGUUGCUGGCUUGAAGUUUUUUCUCGGGAAAGAUGAAGAUGAAAAAAAAGAUAGCGAUUCAGAAUCGGAGGAUGAUGGCCCCACAGCAAGAGACCUGGUGGUGCGGUACUCCACAGGAAGAAAAACCACAAAAAACAAGAAGAAGCUGGAGAAAGCCAUGCGGGUCUUAAAGAAGCACAAGAAGAAGAAAAAGCCAGAGGUGUUCAACUUUUCAGCUAUACAUUUAAUCCAUGACCCCCAAGACUUUGCAGAGAAGCUGCUAAAGCAAUUGGAAACUUCAAAGGAAAGGUUUGAAGUGAAGAUGAUGCACAUGGACUUGAUUUCCAGGCUUGUUGGAAUUCACGAGCUUUUCCUCUUCAACUUCUACCCUUUUGUGCAACGGUUCCUGCAACCACAUCAGAGAGAAGUUACCAAGAUUCUCCUCUUUGCUGCACAGGCUUCUCAUCAGCUUGUUCCACCAGAGAUUAUCCAGUCAGUGUUGAUGACCAUAGCCAACAACUUUGUCACAGACAAAAACUCUGGAGAAGUGAUGACUGUCGGGAUUAAUGCUAUUAAAGAGAUAUCAGCUCGAUGCCCUCUGGCCAUGACAGAAGACUUGCUUCAAGACCUAGCACAGUACAGAUCUCAUAAAAAUAAAAAUGUAAUGAUGUCAGCAAAAACGUUGAUACAGUUGUUCCGGUCGCUGAAUCCGCAGAUGUUGCAGAAAAAAUUCCGGGGUAAACCUACGGAAGCCACUUCAGAAACCAAAGUUCAUGAAUAUGGGGAAUUAGAUGCUAAGGACUAUAUUCCAGGAGCAGAAGUCUUGGAAAUUGAGAGUAAGGAAGAAGAUGGGAAACUUGAGGAAGAUGGCUGGGAGACGGCCAGUUCUAGCGACGAGGAAGACGAAGAAGAUGGAGACUGGAUUGAUGUGCAUCAUUCCUCUGAUGAGGAGCAACAAGAGCUAGCAGAAAAAGUCCAGAGCAUGCCAGUGGAAGAACGGAAGGCCAAAGCAGCGGCCGUCAGCACCAGCAGGCUUCUCACCCAGGAAGACUUCCAGAAAAUACGCCUUGCCCAGCUAAGCAAGGAGCUCAAGUCGGCGCCUGGCAAGUCUGCAAAGAGGAAAAAUGUGGAAAUUGAGAGUGAUGAAGAACAGAGGGGGGAGCUGCUAUCACUCAGGGACAUCGAGCAUCUUCAUAAGAAGCCCAAGUCAGACAAAGAGACAAGACUAGCCACAGCAAUGGCUGGCAAGACAGACAGAAAAGAAUUUGUGAAAAAGAAAUCGAAACUGAAUCCUUUUGCAAGCUCCACUAACAAAGAGAAGAAGAAGCAAAAGAACUUCAUGAUGAUGCGAUACAGUCAGAACGUUCGGACAAAAAACAAGCGUUCCUUCCGGGAGAAACAGCUGGCUUUACGAGACGCACUCCUGAAAAAGAGGAAAAGGCUGCUGAAGUAACCGUUGAAUGCUGACAGAGGAGACUGACUUAAGAUCUAGAAGCCUUAUUUUGUUGUUGAAAGGAAAAAGGUUCUCAAGAGCGACAGAAUGGAAAAUGCUAACUGUGCUCAGCUAAGUGUCGUGAAUGUCUGUCUUCCACAUAAGUCAGGAGGAAGAAAUCAGAUGACUUUAACAUUUUAAAGACGAUCUUGUAAAUCUGGAUGCAGAAGGAAAAGUUUUGCAUUUGUAGUUAAUAUCUAUUUAAAUGCAUUCCCAGACAUUGGAAAUGCCUGGAUUGACAGAUUCAUUCCAGGAUGACAGAUGAGAAUUCUAAUUACAUUGAUGAAAGAACUGUGGCUUCAGUCCUAAACAUGCACUCUUGUCAAUCAUUAUGUUCCUCGAGUGUGCAUGUUUACUAGAUCAGCAUUAGAUCAUUGCAUAGAUUUGUUCAUGUUUUACCUGAACAGCAGAAGAAAUGCAAUUCCUGUGUUGUUGUAAAAUAUAUUUUGAAUAUUUCCUGCUA
Molecule: messenger RNA, 2690 nt
Organism: Hemicordylus capensis (graceful crag lizard)
Lineage: Eukaryota; Metazoa; Chordata; Lepidosauria; Squamata; Cordylidae
Gene: SDAD1
Product: SDA1 domain containing 1
Exons: 22
Coding region: 116-2188 (690 amino acids)
Biological process (GO): ribosomal large subunit biogenesis; ribosomal large subunit export from nucleus
Cellular component (GO): nucleolus
Source: RefSeq, a predicted model, not a curated record